Periconia digitata is the source of this 2295-nucleotide messenger RNA. The record is from the annotation of a GenBank genome assembly. NCBI's taxonomy places the organism in Eukaryota, Fungi, Ascomycota, Dothideomycetes, Pleosporales, Periconiaceae.
GUAUGUGCAUCCCUGUCCCGAACUGCCAUGUCUAUUCACCAGUACUUCACUCUAUGCUGUACCUGUUUCCGUGGCACUUGGUUAUCAUCCUCGAAGCUAACAAAGCUUCCUUACUCGAACGGGACUCUUGACGUUGCUUCUUGUUUGUUGCGUCUCCUUUUUACCAAAAUUGACUGGUGGUGGGCGUCUGCUCUGAUACCUCUUCUAGGAGCCACUCUCGGCCCACUUGCAAACUUGUCUUCUAUCGCUGCUCUAGUGACUUCAUGGAGGGCACAAAUAAACAUAGGAGGUCAGUUUCUUGCUGAACUAGACGGAACCCUAUAUGCAGAUCCAGGGUGGGUUUACUGGCUCAAUGUUGUCAGCCUGAUAUGCGGUUUUCUAGGGAAUCUGUUCCUUCUAUUCAACUUCACUCAACGCAUAAGGUACAUCGUCGCCUUACCUGCCACUAUACUGUUCUGGCUCCUGGCAUCGGGCCUAUUGAUUGGCCUCACAGUCAGUAUGGAGCUGAAUUUCCCACCGCUCAGACCAAACCAGACCUAUACACAAGGGUUCUGGUAUGCUGUAGCAGCUGCUGCAAUGUAUCUACUUUGCUCCUUACUCUUGAUGAUCAACAUGCUGGGUCACUUCUUGGGACGGUAUCCGGACGACUUUAUCCUUUCCGACUCACAAAGAACGUUGAUCCUUCAGACAAUGGCCUUCAUCAUCUGGCUUGGAGGGGGCGCAGCAACGUUUUCCAAGAUUGAGACUGACUCCGGACAAAGUGGAUGGCAUUUCGCCAACGCGGUUUACUUUUGCGAUGUCACCAUUCUCACAGUGGGCUUCGGCGACUUCUACCCUACUACAGAUCUAUCUCGAGGCAUGGUCAUCCCGUAUUCUGUUGGGGGUAUCGUGAUCCUGGCUUUGAUCGUCAAUUCCAUCUACAAGUUCAUGCGAGAAAUGGGGGAGCAGAAUAUUGUAUUGAAGCACACCGAACGAAUAAGAGUAAGGACGAGAGAUCUGGCUGCUCAGAACUCAUUUGAUCUUCGGCAGCGCGAGAGCAACGAACACCACGUGAUUCGAAGGCGUACGGUCAAUGCAGCCACACGUCCUAGGAUCAGCAUGCCCACUCAGCCUAGAGUACUACGAACAUCAAUCAACGACACGGCAUCGCCAUCAAACACAGGCAGCAAUCCCCUGUCUCUGGUAGUCUCAAAUAUAUCACUCAUGGGAAAGAAGAAGAAGAAGGCUCGCGCUAUUCUCCUUCGUGAAGAGAAAGAGCGAUUCCAAGCUAUGCGAGAUAUCCAGAUGCGGUCGCGAAGGUUCAAAAAGUGGAUUGCGCUGGUGAUUUCUGUGAUCGCUUUCGGUAUUCUGUGGUGUGUGGGAGCUGUCGUCUUCUGGCAAGCAGAGAAGAAAGCCCAGAACAUGACUUACUUCCGAGCGCUUUACUUUUGCUACAUUUCCCUUCUGACGAUCGGAUAUGGCGAUCUCUCUCCAAAAACGAACGCAGGCCGAACCUUCUUCGUCAUAUGGAGUCUUAUUGCUGUACCUACUAUAACGGUAUUAGUGUCAGACAUGGGUGACACCGUGGUGCACAAGUUCAAGGAGUGGAGCAAUCAACUCGCGGACUUCACCGUUCUCCCCAAACACGGUAUAUGGAGGGAUUUUCUCGAAAAGCACCCUUGGCUCCUUCAGUGGAUCUUGGGAAUUCAAGCUCGAAAAGCUUUGAAGAGAAGAUUAAAGAGAGGGUUCGAAGCGACGGAUCCCGAUGCAAAUGAGGAAUCAGGUGGACCUCAGCCAGGUGAUACAGAUAUUGAGAAGCAGGAAACUGUUUCUCCUACCACAUCAUCUAAUCGUAAUGCUGAUACUGAAGAAACGGACGAGCUAGACUCAUCAUCUCUUGGAAGACAUCUCGCAUUGAACAUUAGGCGUGUGGUGGCUGAUCUUCGUCAUCCCACCCCUAAGCAAUACGAGUAUGAAGAAUGGGUUGAGUUCACUCGGCUUAUCAGAAACACCCGGGGCUCCAUAACGAGAGGUGAUGCAGAAGGCGAGGAGGACGAGGAGGAAGGGUUGGUGGAGUGGGAUUGGAUCGGGUCAGAUAGCCCGAUGAUGUCGGGUAUGUCCGAACCAGAGUGGCUUCUCCACCGCCUCUGUGAGAGCCUCAUUCGCAUGGACAGACGUCGAGAAGAAAUCUAUGGGAGGAAUCGGUCGCGCGAUCCAGAUGGGGUUGAUCGGCCCAAGGACGAUGGAGGUGAUGCGGAUUUGGUGAUAGAACAGACGAUAUACGGUGUGGAUCCAGGGAGUGGGCACAAAGAGUGA